This is a messenger RNA of Prorocentrum cordatum, 435 nucleotides long. The record is from the annotation of a GenBank genome assembly. NCBI's taxonomy places the organism in Eukaryota, Dinophyceae, Prorocentrales, Prorocentraceae.
GUUUUUCGCAAGAGGGUCAACGGGGACAAAUCAGGGCAGAACGAAGAGGCACUACAACGCCUGGGCCUACCGACCCCAGCACUGGCCCUGGCGAUGCUGGAGGGACUGGCAACAUGCGAGAUCGGAGGCCGAGUCGGGCAGCUGACCAACGACUACCUCGAGCAGCGCCAGCCAGCCGACGAGGCCAAGGAACCCACCACCAUCGACGUGGACCUCCUCUCCCAGCAAGUCUCGUUCAUCAGGAUAGAGAAGAUCCGCGAUCCCACCGUCGCCAAGCUGGUGAUCGGAGCACGCGACUGGCCAGCCCGACAGCUCGUCAUCGACGGGCUCCGUGCCGAGGGGAAUGCUCGCCACCACGUGGGCCCCGCCCCCGCGGGCUGGAUGGGGGAGGAGAUCUCGGUCUGGCUGGGGCACUUCAAGAAGAUAGGCGAAUAG